ACUGUUGUUGGAGUGAAUCCCAAUUGCAGCCCCCCCUCUGCACCUUUCUCGCACAUCCCCAACACUCCCAAUGAUCGCCUCCGCUAUGGCAUACGCUUCUACUGCUGCCCUGCACUCCUGCUUCCUACCUGCCUUCCCCUUGCAGCCCCAGAUUGCAGAUCUUCCUCUUCGUCAUUCUCCUCAUCCAUGGGCUUCCAUUGUGGCACGCCGCCAAUUUCUUCUCGGAUUUCCACCGCUCGCCAUUUCCAUCAUAUUCCCUGCUCCAUCUUCUCACGCUUCCCCUCAGCCCAUUUUCCCAGCUCCGCCCAAUUCCUUCCUGCGCUCCCUAGGUAUCGGCGAUGCUGAUAUAUACUACCCCAGUUUCUUCGAGGGAACUUGGAAUUGUUUUUCUACACUUAUUGCUGUUGAAACACCCCAGGGUGAAGACAAAGCAGAUCGGAAGAGCUUGGAGUACUCGCGCAAGCAACUAGGUUACACGGUGGAGUACAAGGCCCGCUUUGUUGUGUUUCAAGGAAAUGUUAUUGGUGAUAGGAACUUUACUACUUCCUCUCUCGUGGAGUCUACAAUGGGGAAGGAUGUAAUAAAGGGAUCCUCAUGGGAUCCGGAAAAGCCUAACCGGUUGUCCCUCAUGAUUCGUGGUGGAGUGAAGGUGGAGAACCUUGUCACCAAGCGGUCUGCAGAAGUCACAGGGCCAGGUCAAUUUGACACGUCCGAGUUCUCGAAGCAGGUUUUUGAUAAUAGCGCAAUGAAAGAUGGACCACCUUCAGUCAAGGCUAGCCAGAAUUUAACACGAUAUCGCUGGGAUCCGACAGAAAAUCCUCCGAAUGAAAUCGAGGCAAUUCAAAGAAUAGCAAUGUUUCCACUGCCAAAGGAGGGCAUGGAUUUGACCGACAUUAUGGCAAUGGACAAACCUGUGACAGUCUACAAAUAUCGUGUGCGAUUUGCACGUGACAGUAACCCCUAAUUGAUCUGCAAUACUAAACAAUUCGUUCUAGAGAUGCUAAUGCCAGACUUCAGGUUGAACCGAUGAGGACUAGACAAGGCAGACAACAUUAAUAGAAAGGACAAUGUAGGCAAAAUUCAGUUCAUAAAAGGUCAGACCAUGAGCAGUGCAGUUCAGUGCCACAAGUAGAUUCUAAAUUUCCCAGAGAAAUAAAACUGCUUCAAACUGUUGUAAAAGA
Physcomitrium patens is the source of this 1181-nucleotide messenger RNA. RefSeq lists its product as uncharacterized. The record is from RefSeq and is a predicted model, not a curated record. NCBI's taxonomy places the organism in Eukaryota, Viridiplantae, Streptophyta, Bryopsida, Funariales, Funariaceae.